AUGGCUCUUUCUGUUGCCGAAACACAAAAUCAAUAUGCUUUGUAUGUGCCAGAGUUUAAAGUUGAUAACUUGAUCUGUUAUAGCAAGAGUAUUGAUGUGAAGGUGAAGGCUUGCUCAAUCUAUAGAUACUUAGUUUAUGAAUCUGAAAGAAGAUACAUUGUCGACCUUGAAAGUGGCUCGUGCAACUGUGGGAGGUUCCAAAUAGAUAAAAUACCUUGUCCUCACGCCAUUGCUAUCUUGAAGUCUAAACAUGCAAAAGAUUUUGGUUUAUACUGUUCAGAAUACUACAAGUCAAUCACUUUGGUGAAGACUUAUAAAGUUCCAAUCAUUCCACUGCCAGAUAAGAAAAACUGGAAUGUUCCUAGUAGUGUAGAUGAGGAAGAAGUACUACCACAGAUAUACAAAAGACUUCCAGGAAGACCUAAGAAAGGGAGGAACAAGAAAUCCAGCGAAACACUUUCAUCAAGCACAAAUCGUUGUGGACGAUGCGGACAUGAAGGGCACAAUUGA
Molecule: messenger RNA, 510 nt
Organism: Capsicum annuum
Lineage: Eukaryota; Viridiplantae; Streptophyta; Magnoliopsida; Solanales; Solanaceae
Exons: 2
Coding region: 1-510 (169 amino acids)
Molecular function (GO): zinc ion binding
Source: RefSeq, a predicted model, not a curated record